This is a messenger RNA of Venustampulla echinocandica, 1785 nucleotides long. RefSeq lists its product as uncharacterized. Gene Ontology annotation, biological process: amino acid transmembrane transport. Bases 1 to 1785 code for a protein of 594 amino acids. Gene Ontology annotation, cellular component: membrane. NCBI's taxonomy places the organism in Eukaryota, Fungi, Ascomycota, Leotiomycetes, Helotiales, Pleuroascaceae. The transcript has 4 exons. Gene Ontology annotation, molecular function: amino acid transmembrane transporter activity. The record is from RefSeq and is a predicted model, not a curated record.
AUGAACGACGUGGAGAAGGGCAGUCGAAACUCAAAGGACCGGUUUUCGUCGCCUAGCUACAGUACCCAUAGAAAUGAGCCUAGCUAUGAGGAGGUCACCGUGAUCCACCAGUCCAUGCCACGCCGUGUGCUGGAAAGUUUCAAACGUGAUCCAACUCUCACCGUAACCCCGAGGGGUGCUGUUGGUGCCGAUGGUCGAGUCUUUAACCCCGAAGAUGCUGCUAUUGCCACGGCAAAUUCUCCUUUGGCACGGAAACUCAAGGGGAGACACUUGCAGAUGAUUGCUAUUGGGGGGUCCAUUGGUACCGGCCUCUUCGUUGCAUCUGGCAAGGCCCUUGAGGCAGGCGGACCUGGGUCACUACUCAUCUGCUUCUCCUUCAUUGGUCUCAUGCUAUUCUGCACGAUGCAUGCUCUUGGCGAAAUGGCCGUGCUCUUCCCAGUUGCGGGAUCCUUCUCCGCCUACUCGACUCGGUUCUUAGACCCCGCGUGGGGAUUUGCUAUGGGCUGGAAUUACGCCAUGCAAUGGCUUGCCAUUCUUCCCCUCGAAAUCGUCGCAGCAUCGAUCACUAUCAACUUUUGGGACCGCCAAGGAAAAUACGACCAUGCGAUCUUCGUCUCGGUAUUUUUGGCAACCAUCAUUACUAUCAAUUUAUUUGGCGUCAGGGCUUAUGGUGAAGCGGAAUUCUUCUUUGCCCUCGUCAAAGUUGUUGCUGUUAUUGGAUAUAUUCUCCUCGGCAUAGUUCUAAAUUGCGGAGGCAAUUUAGAAAAUGGCUAUAUUGGUGGCCGCUAUUGGCAUGAUCCUGGCGCUUUUCAUAACGGCUUCAAGGGUCUCUGUAGUGUGCUUGUUAAUGCUGCCUUCGCUUUUUCUGGCACGGAGCUGGUUGGUCUUGCCGCAGCUGAAACCGCAAAUCCACGCAAGUCGCUGCCGACUGCUAUUAAGCAAGUCUUCUGGCGUAUCACCUUGUUCUACAUCCUAUCGCUGACUCUUGUUGGCUUGUUGGUGCCUUAUACGGAGCCAAGACUUCUCACCAGUGGCAGCGCAAACGCCGCCGCCUCGCCCUUCGUGAUUUCCAUCAAGAAUGCGGGUAUCGAGGUCCUUCCAUCGGUCAUGAACGUGGUCAUUUUGAUUGCGGUGCUAUCUGUUGGUAAUUCCGCUGUCUUCGGCUCAUCUCGAACACUAGCCGCUCUUGCAGAUCAGGGGCAGGCUCCUAAAAUCCUUGGGUAUAUUGAUCGCAAGGGUCGCCCCUUGGUUGCUAUUGGGGUUGCUUCUGCGAUCGGUUUUGUUGCUUUCGCAGCGGAUUCGGGAGCAUCGGGAACUGUGCUUGAUUGGAUGAUGGCUCUUUCUGGUCUUUCUUCAAUUUUCACCUGGGGAUCUAUCUGCCUUGCCCAUAUACGAUUUCGGCGAGCAUGGAAGUCACAAGGCCAUAGCCUGGAUGAGUUAGCCUUCCGGUCUCAGCCCGGGGUGAUCGGGUCUUGGAUUGGCUUCCUAAUUAAUGCCUUUAUCCUAGCAGCUCAAUUUUGGGUCGGGGCAUGGCCAGUGGGCUACGGAGAAUUAGGGGCAGUAGGACAAGCACGGCACUUCUUCUUGUUCUAUCUCGCGGCACCCGUCGUUAUUGUCUUCUAUCUUGCGUACAAGAUUUGGUUUAGAACGCCGAUCAUGCGUUGCAAAAAUAUGGACCUUCGGACCGGCAUGCGGGAGUUGAAUCUCCCCUCGCUCAUUGCAGAGGAGCGGGCAGAGCGCGCGGCUUGGCCUAGGUGGAAGAGAGCGUAUAAGAAGGUUUGCUAA